Messenger RNA from Tachysurus vachellii, 1581 nucleotides. It is a transcript of the gene wnt2, whose product is annotated as wingless-type MMTV integration site family member 2. Gene Ontology annotation, biological process: multicellular organism development; canonical Wnt signaling pathway; cell fate commitment. The coding region runs from base 215 to 1267 and encodes 350 amino acids. Gene Ontology annotation, molecular function: frizzled binding; cytokine activity. The transcript is spliced from 5 exons. The record is from RefSeq and is a predicted model, not a curated record. NCBI's taxonomy places the organism in Eukaryota, Metazoa, Chordata, Actinopteri, Siluriformes, Bagridae. Gene Ontology annotation, cellular component: extracellular region.
GCAGACCUGAUAGCGGACCAUCAGCGACGUGAACUCACCCUUUCUUCGUCUUUAAUCGUGUGUGAUCUCAGGAUGGUUUGCAGAUGAAGGAUAAUUAAGCAGCACUUGUGUUAGUGGAGCAGCUCCAGCGCUCUUCUCAGACAUCAUCUCUUUUUAUUCUUCCUUUGUUCUGCUGAAAGUGAACGAAUGAUCAAAUCUAUCCGGAGGCAGUAAUAUGAACUUUCUGCCAAGUGGAAUAUGUUUAUAUUUGUCUGUGGCAACCUGCUGGUUCACAUCAAGGGUCGACUCUUCCUGGUGGUACAUGGGCACUCUGGGCUCGCAGGUGAUGUGCGACAACAUCCCGGGUCUGGUGAGUAAACAGCGGCAGAUGUGCAGACAGCAUCCCGGGGUCAUGCAGGCGAUCAGCGGCGGAGUGAACGAGUGGAUCAGCGAGUGUCAGCACCAGUUCCGUCAUCACCGCUGGAACUGCAACACUGUGGCGAGGGACCAUAAUGUGUUCGGCAAACUCCUGCACCGCAGCAGCCGUGAGGCCGCCUUUGUGUACGCCAUCUCCUCAGCAGGCAUGGUCCACACAUUGACCAGAGCCUGCAGUCAGGGUGAGCUAGACUCUUGCUCCUGCGACCCUGGAAAGAAGGGCUCAUCACACGAUGCCAAAGGCCCCUUUGAUUGGGGUGGCUGUAGUGACCACGUGGACCAUGCCAUAAAGUUCACCCAGGCGUUUGUUGAUGCCAAGGAGAAGAAGGAGAGAGAUGCACGAGCACUCAUGAACCUGCACAACAAUCGUGCAGGAAGGAGGGCAGUGAAACGUUUCAUGACACUGGAAUGUAAAUGCCAUGGUGUGAGUGGGUCCUGCAACAUUCGGACAUGCUGGCUAGCCAUUGGUGACUUUAGACAGACGGGUGACUACCUGCGCAAGAAGUACAACAGCGCCACCCAGGUAGUAAUGAACCGUUAUGGGACAGGCUUCACCAUUGCCCACAGGAAGUUCAGGAAGCCCACAAAGAAUGAUCUGGUAUACUUUGAGGACUCGCCUGACUACUGCAUAUGGGAUCACGAAUCUGGGUCAGUGGGCACAGGUGGGCGCGUGUGUAACAGGACUUCACACGGAGCUGACAGCUGUGAGGUCAUGUGUUGUGGGCGGGGAUAUGACACUUCCCGUGUGAGUCGCAGCACCAAGUGUGAGUGCAAGUUCCAUUGGUGCUGCACUGUCCACUGCAGAGACUGCCACGAAGAGGUGGACGUCCACACAUGCAAAGCCCAAUCAUGACCACUGUCAACUGCAGUCUUGAGAGACAUAUGAUGGUUAUUACAAAGCGUCUUUUUGUAGCACGGGACUGAUCCAGGAUCAGGUUUUUGUGACUAGCAUUAUUGUUCAUGAGGGCUAUCCUAGUGCAGGUAAGGAACUGCACCUUCAUUUAGCACACAUACUAAUAUACUUUAUAAAUCUUAGCCAUCUCAUUUAAGGCUUUGGGAGAUAAUAUUAGAACCAAUCAUUUAAAACUAGUACAAAAUAAAUGAGCCGAAGGCUUCAAGAGGUUGACUAAAGUAAUAGCCAUCAACAACAACCGACAACAUAUCUGU